Molecule: messenger RNA, 777 nt
Organism: Monomorium pharaonis (pharaoh ant)
Lineage: Eukaryota; Metazoa; Arthropoda; Insecta; Hymenoptera; Formicidae
Gene: ND-B14.5B
Exons: 3
Coding region: 134-517 (127 amino acids)
Biological process (GO): mitochondrial electron transport, NADH to ubiquinone
Cellular component (GO): mitochondrial inner membrane
Source: RefSeq, a predicted model, not a curated record
AAGCAUGCCCGCAAUCUGCCAUUGUUAUUUCCGUGAUUUUGUCAUCACCGGUUUACGGCUUGUCGAAAAGUGGAGCAUUGUGCUCCUUUUUUGUCGAUUUUAACACGAGACGGUUCUCACAAAAGAAAAAAAAAUGAGUAAACAUCACUCGCACGAGAUAAGUGAACAUCCGGAAAUUCAAUGGGCUCUGGAUCUACUUAAGCCAGAUCCCAAUCACGAGCCCAAUGUGUUGUCUAAGUACUCAGCGGAGAUAAUAUGUGUAACAAGCGGCUUCGCGAUUCCAUCUCUGGCGAAUGCAUACAUUGGCAAGCCGUUCUAUGCCAGAAUACAGAGGCAUGCUGCAUUUAUGGCGGUCGGAUAUUUGGCGUCGCAAGUUAUAAAGAAGCUGGUUGAUGAUUUUCAAGCAGAACGCGAUACUAGAUUGAGAGAUUAUAUCAUACGACAUCCAGAACUCUUUCCAGAACCAGAACGUGUAAAAUAUAGCCAAGUGCUGGAGAAUUGGACCCCGAUACGUUAAUUAAUUAUCAACAACUGUUAGAGGUGAUUACACCAUUUUGAUUACGUGUUCUACGUUGCAGAAAAACAGUGGUUUGAAUGUAGACAAAUUGUGUAAAUACUUUAAAAAAUAUAUAUAUAAUAUAUAUCAGAUAUGUAGUGUUUCAGCUAACAAAGACAAGACACCUUUUGAUAAAGUAAGAUAAAUAAGGGAAUGUUGUACAUAAGAUCUAUCACUUCAAAUUAUUGUUGCUCCUAGAAAUAAAAGCAAAUUUUCUUAGA